This is a messenger RNA of Sinocyclocheilus grahami, 966 nucleotides long. RefSeq lists its product as uncharacterized. Lineage: Eukaryota; Metazoa; Chordata; Actinopteri; Cypriniformes; Cyprinidae. Bases 85 to 945 code for a protein of 286 amino acids. The record is from RefSeq and is a predicted model, not a curated record. The transcript has 2 exons.
GCUCUUCAUGUUGAUCUGUGAGUAAAUCUGACCUCUUCAUCAGAGCGGAAGACACUGAUCUCUGCUGCUCCUCCAGACUCCAUCAUGGACAAAACUCCAGAGAGUUCUGCUGGACUCGGGAUCAUCGCCAGUGAAAUCGUCAAAACUAGUGAGGACUGCCGAAAGCGUCACACAGUUGACCUCCGGCCCGCUCCUCUCUUCCGUGCGCUGGGUCUGACGGGACUGUCUGCUAGUUUACCGCCCCACCGUCGCCUGCGUUCAGUCUUAAACACGACCCGAAGCACAUCGGGUCAGUCUGUUGACCGUCCUGACCCGUUAAUGGAUCGACCUCACCGAAAUUCACCCUUAAAUGGACUCAAAUGCAUUCAAGACAAGCCACUGCCCAAGAUUUUACAUGCAAACCAUCAAAAAGAUGAGAUAUCCAUGAAUAAGGAGCCACCACUGGUCGGCGUUCAGCGCUGGCAUCACGACCAAAGGACAGCGAGGACCCGCGGCAGAGACACAGGAAUUAGGACUGAAAAGGAAGAGUAUUUGUUUGAAGAAGUUUGGCGGGAACAGACACCAAAGGUGAUGCGAAAAAAGAAAAAUAAACAAGUAAAAAAUGAGGUGUCAGACUUCAGCCUGUGGAUACAGAGUUUAGAAAUAACAGACAGCCAGAGGAAACAAGCCACAAAACGACACCGGAGCAACUCUAGUGGGCGUGGCAACUGGGCGGAGUCUUUGUGUAAAGGGGCGGGGCAAACACAGAGAGACCGACGCCCACACUUCCUGCCGCCCAUCACUCAAAGCGACUGCUUGCUUAACGUCCCUCUGCUCCUUCCAGACAACUCCCCGCCUCCGUCGCCCUGCUCUCCGUCAGAAAUCCUGCUCUUUCCUCUGUCUGUUCCUCACAUCCAGCCUUUUCCCGGAGAGAGGAGAGGAGACACAGCAGCUCUACACGACUGACACUAUCUCUCAUUUCAUGAA